AUGUCUAACGAGGCCCAGUCUGGGGUGCUUCCAAUCGACCCCUGCAGAGGUCGUCUACACAGCAAAACAGUUCCUGAGGUAAUAGGAUGGGCUGAUGAGGCCCAUGAUGCUGAGCUAUAUCACCAAUUUCUGCAGACAGCCCAACGGUGUUCCUGCACACCUCCAUCUCUGCUACCAUCCGACAAGCCAUUCAACGGCAUCAGAGGACUACACAUAGAUCAUGAAGUGAAGCCG
Pelobates cultripes (western spadefoot toad) is the source of this 234-nucleotide messenger RNA. NCBI's taxonomy places the organism in Eukaryota, Metazoa, Chordata, Amphibia, Anura, Pelobatidae. The record is from the annotation of a GenBank genome assembly.